Molecule: messenger RNA, 2743 nt
Organism: Contarinia nasturtii (swede midge)
Lineage: Eukaryota; Metazoa; Arthropoda; Insecta; Diptera; Cecidomyiidae
Gene: su(w[a])
Product: protein suppressor of white apricot
Exons: 9
Coding region: 636-2666 (676 amino acids)
Biological process (GO): RNA processing; mRNA 5'-splice site recognition
Molecular function (GO): RNA binding
Source: RefSeq, a predicted model, not a curated record
GAUCUUUUAAUCUUCGGUUAUGCAUGUAAAAUAUUUCGUGACGAUGAAAAAGCGCUACACAUUGAUCAAGGGAGACAUUUAAUACCAUGGAUGGGCGAUAACACCCUCAAAAUCGACAGGUUAAUAAUUUUUAAUCCAAUUUGAUAAAUAAUAUCUCUUAAUUUAACUGUUCAUGGCAAAAAUUGACUUUAAAUUUAAUCGCAAAUGCGAUGCAUAUGAUUUGCGAUGCAGCGAAUACCGAAAGACAUUACCUUAAAUCACAUUUUCAUCGAUAUAUAAUUGCACAUCAAAUGCAACAACGAAUCGUCACAAACGUAAACAAACGAGAACAAUGUCCUAUCUCUUAUGAAAGACCACAAGGGAAAAUAAGGGAAAAUGUGAUGAUCUAUGACGUUGGUAAACCGAACAAUAAUGCGGUUGCGACUGGACAAUGGAUGUUUAAAUUGAUUUCAAUGGUGUUGUUGUGAUUUAGUGAAUCAUUUAAAUUAGAUCUUCUUUCUAGCGCGCAUUAAAUAGCAUCCACAGUAUCUCAUUCCCAAAUCAACAGUGAUAUCAACAAGCUGGAUUGAUACGAUGUUCGGGCAACACUGAGUGAUAUCAAUCAAUAUGAAGCACCGCCGGGUGGAUAUGACAGAAUGGCGUAUCUUAGUCCGAUGGAACAAAGGGCAGAACAACUCUGUGAGGAAGAAAGAUAUUUCAGCUUAUACAAUAACGAUUUUGAGGAAGAAUUAUAUAAAGAGGAGAAUCAAAAGAGACAACAAACCGGAACCGGAUAUGGUCAAGUUGGUUUCAGUUACGAUCAAUCAUCGUCAUCGCAGCAGAAUUCGAUCGAGGAUGCAUCAAAAGCAGACAGCGAAAAUAAAGAGCCCGAUGAAGUUUACGUACCGCAUCCACGGUUUUAUCUUCCACCCGAUAUGGAAAUCCCGACAACCACAAAAGUGCAAGCAAUAAUUGAAAAAACCGCCCGAUUUAUAAGUGAACAGGGACCUCAAAUGGAGAUUCUUAUAAAAGCAAAGCAAGCAAACAAUCCUCUGUUCGAUUUUCUAAAUCAAAAUGGCCGAUUGAAUGCAUUUUAUAAACAUUCUCUGCAAGCGAUGAAAGAUGGAAAUUAUCCCACAGACACUGAUCAAACUGAAAAUGCCUAUCCAUCAACUCCGCCCGAAACAACCGGAUCGAUGUAUCAAAACUAUUAUUCGGCCAAUCAAUCAAUGAUUCAAGUGCCUUCUAUCAAGUACAAGCCAUCGGCCGAUUGUGCUUACACCCAAUUAAUUAGUAAAAUUAAAGGAGUACCAAUAAGUGAAGCUACUUCUGCACCCGAAGAGAAAACAACAACUGUACAGCAAAAUAGCCAACAAACGGAAAACAAACCUGUGGCACCAACAGUUGAAGUUAAAAAAAUUUCCAGCGGACUUAUGUUGGCUCAAUAUUACAAUUCGGAUAGCGAAAAUGAAGAAGACAAUAACGAUGAGAAUAAUCAAGUUGAAAGCAACGGCAAAACUGUAUUAAAUAAUAAUUCAUCAUCAAAAAUAUUUGAGAGUAAUGAAAAUGCAUUGCCACCGGGAAUAAUGGUACCACCACCAGAGCUUCGAUUAAUCAUCGAAAAAACUGCAUUAUAUGUCCUCAAAAAUGGGAAAGAUUUUGAAGAUAUUCUCCGGGCAAAAAAUGAACAGCGCUUCUCUUUUCUUCAAUAUAAGGAUCCGUAUCAUAAAUUCUAUACUUUCAAGGUAACGGGUGCUAUUUCUCCUGGCCCAGCCGAUGUCAUACGAUUGGGCAAUGAAAAGAGACAAGAACCGAAACCUCUUGCACCGGUCUCAUUUUCAAUAAAAUCGAAGGAAUAUUCGACACCAGCAACGCUUAAGCCAGCCCUAACCUUGGAGCAUAGUAGCGACGAAGAACCGCAACAGUCACCAAGUAAUGCCCAGAGUUCGCUAAGCAAUGAGGUUGUACAGACUAACUUACCUCCACAAGUGCCAAAAUCACAGAAUGGCGAUGAUCAGACUUCAAAUGAAGUUGAACUCACUGAUUCAUUUAUUCGGGAUGUAAUAUUGGAACAACAAAAUCAGGAUGAAAGAAAACAAGCCAAACGAGCGGAAGAGAAGGUGAAAGAUCGUUUAGCACAAUUAGCUAGAGAAAAAUUGGGCAUUUUGUCGAAGGAAAAGCAGUUGCAAUUAGAACGAAAGAGGCGCGCAAUGGCUUUUCUCAAUCAAAUAAAUGGCGAUGAAAAUCCUGGCUCGGGCAAAAUCGAAAAGAAACCCGAUUCGGCUACAGAAACUAAAGUAUCUUCGACUAAUUCAAAAACUGUUGAUUACGCAUCAGAUAGCAGUGACUCUGUAACUUUUGUAAUGGAAUCAUCACCAGCACCAAGUGUUUCUCAAACAACGCAAAAGGCUCGUAACAGAACCACCAACUCAAGUGAAAGCGAUGAUGUGAUUGAAAUUAAUCCAAAAUCAAGAUCUCGUUCACGAGAUCGAUCGAGGUCAAAGUCAAAACAUUCUCGCCACAAAAGUAAACGAGAUAAAAAGUCAAAGCGUUCGCGUUCUUCAUCUCGAAGCAGGUCUCGGUCUCGAAAAUCAAGCCGAUAUAGUAGGAGCAACAGUCGUGAUUACAAACGGAAGAAAAAGAGAUCGACAUCAAAAGGAAGGAAACAUCGUUAUUACAAAGAUUAAAUUUUAACAUAUUUUUAUCAUUGUUCGCAUAUAUGAAUGAGACAUUUAAUUAAAAAAAUUGUAUAAAUGAAUAUAAA